Messenger RNA from Phytophthora sojae, 902 nucleotides. RefSeq lists its product as hypothetical. Bases 1 to 816 code for a protein of 271 amino acids. Lineage: Eukaryota; Oomycota; Peronosporomycetes; Peronosporales; Peronosporaceae. Gene Ontology annotation, cellular component: lysosome. The transcript is spliced from 7 exons. Gene Ontology annotation, molecular function: thiolester hydrolase activity; palmitoyl hydrolase activity. The record is from RefSeq and is a predicted model, not a curated record.
AUGGGCGACGCUGCUGGGAAUGGAGGCAUGGUGCGCAUCCAGAAGGCGAUUGCGGAGCACCUGGGCGUGUACGUGGCUAGUGUGCAACUGGGUGACUCGGUGUCGGAAGAUGUGGAGAACAGUUUCUUCGUCACGAUGAACAAUCAAACGGACUGGUUCGCCAAAAUUGUGAGAGAGGACCCACGGUUGACGAAAGGAUUCAAUGCUGUUGGGUUUUCUCAGGGCAAUUUGCUGAUCCGCGCGUACAUCGAGCGCUUCAACGACCCACCAGCCCACAAUUUCAUAUCGUUUCACGGACCUCUCGCUGGGGUUGGAGGGUUGCCACGGUGCUCUCCGCUAAACUUUAUUUGCAAGGAAAUCGACAAGCUUAUUGGAGAAGCUGUGUAUACUCAACGAGUUCAAGAUCGCAUCGCUCAAGCCAACUACUUCCGGGAUCCUCUCCGCAUUGAAGCGUAUCUAAAGCACGCUCAAUUCCUUCCCGACCUCAACAACGAGAAGACGCCAAUCAACCAGACGUACAAGGACAACUUCACCAAGUUGCAGAGCCUCGUGCUCGUCCGCGCCAACAAGGACACGCAGGUUUUCCCGAAGGAGUCGGAAUGGUUCGGCAUGUACCAAGACGGCGACCCGUACAAGACGGUGCUAGGUUUCAACGAGACAAGGUGGUAUCAGGAAGAUCUGUUCGGCCUGCGAACAUUGGACAAGGCCGGCAAGGUGCACUUCCUCUCGACGGACGGAGAUCACUUGCGGUUCUCAGUCGAGUUUCUGCUUGGCGUGGUGGACAAGUACUUCCGGCCGCAAAUUGUGACCAGCUGAGCGGGAAUAUCUGGAUCGAAAGUAUGCAAUCAGCAAAUAACUGCACAGGUAAUGCAAUUGGUGCGAAUACAUUAUUUGUAUGUAAC